CAAGUAAGAUAUGAUAUUUUUUCAACAUAAUCAACUUAGAACUUUUUUGAGAUGAAUUCGUAAAGUUGUUUUCUAUUUACUUAACCCUGAUUUGUCUUAAUAUCCGGAAGCCUAAUUAGGAUGAUUUUGUACUUUCAGAAUCUAAUCUUGGUCAAUGGUCGUAAUAUUUCUUUAAUUGUUCAUCAGAUAAUAAACAGUAGAAAGGUAUGAAAACGAAAGUGGUGUUGCGUGCAUUGAAAAGAACACAAGUGAUGUUAGAUAAACUGUCAUUGUGCAGCUCAGUUUUGUCUAUAAAUCCUAAACUCAGAAAUUAUCUAGAGAUUUCAACCUUUCACUCAUUUGUAUUCUAUUACAAAUCAUUGAGUUUAGAAAUAAAAUUUGCAGCUGAGAAUGGUAUUUUGCGGUGACGACGUUGCCACAGGGGUGAGAGAUGCUAUCACUUAUUGUUACAGAUGCAAAGGCAGAAAAGUUACACUUUCUGAUCACGAAGCCGAUGAUGAUAACAAGCCUAUCGGGGAUUUUGACUACGACCAUGAAGUUGUUGUUUUCGAGAUCAGAAGUCGGGCGAUGGAAAAACUAAGGAAGAAGCGAAGGACAGGAAUGGAGGGGCUAACUUACAAAUUCGUAAAAGAAUAUGACAUCGAAAACGAAUUCUGUUCGGUAAGAAGCAGUUUUUCGGAAUGUUGCAUGAGUGAUAUCAGCAUAGAAGGAUACAUGACAGCGAAAACUGAGUUCUCAAGGAGUUCAAGCUUGAAAGGUUUAGAGCUGGAGAAUCAAUGGAAGAUGCAUUACGUUAAUGAAAUUAAGAAAGGAUCAGUGAUUCAAGAGUUCUGUCAUUGCCAAGGAUGGCCAUUUGGAUUGGGACGAAAAGCUGCGUUGCUUCCACCGCUUCCAAAGUCACCUGCAGAGUCAUGGUCUUGGAGGAAGCCUACAAGAGUUACUCCAGUUCCUUUUGUUUGACAAAAAGGUAGCUCAAAAUAUUGAAUCAUUAUAAACAAAAGAUCUCUCAUAAAAGGAAACAGUAACAAAUGAACACAAAUUCAUGUGAGUUUAUUUUUCAAUUGGUGUUAAGCUCUAAAUUUUAAAGCUUCAUUUGGAGGAAACAAUGAACAGACUCACCUGAUA
This is a messenger RNA of Arabidopsis thaliana (thale cress), 1125 nucleotides long. RefSeq lists its product as uncharacterized. The coding region runs from base 391 to 960 and encodes 189 amino acids. The transcript has 2 exons. The record is from RefSeq and is marked reviewed. NCBI's taxonomy places the organism in Eukaryota, Viridiplantae, Streptophyta, Magnoliopsida, Brassicales, Brassicaceae.